Schistosoma intercalatum is the source of this 6643-nucleotide messenger RNA. The record is from the annotation of a GenBank genome assembly. NCBI's taxonomy places the organism in Eukaryota, Metazoa, Platyhelminthes, Trematoda, Strigeidida, Schistosomatidae.
GUAUAGGCUUCGAAUAUGCUGAAGGUCGUUGUUUUCUUUAAGAAGUCCCCCAUUAGUUGGGGAUAAUGGUUUCCAGCUAGCGUCUUUUACUAUGGGGAAUGCUCAUGCCUUACAGAAACAUCAGCUUUCAAAUGUUGGGAGUGGAAUGACGAGUUCUGUAGGCAUGAAAGAUUUUGAAAGUCGUUGGAAAUCCUUCAUGAAUUCACUUGAUUUGUCAGCCGAACAUAUAAAACAAAUUGAAUUGUUAGAUGAAGAAAAGAAGGCAGAGCUACUGUCAAACUAUGAAUUAAAAAACCCUAGGUGUUCUGCUUUUCACUAUGUUGCACUUUUAAAAGCUAGUCGGAUUGAAUUCAUUUGGAAAAAGAAAGUCGACGGUUCAGCAUUUCGUUCUCUACUAUCGUCAGUAGAGAUUUCUCUUCGUACCAACAAUGUUGAGUAAUUUAGUUCAAUAUAUUCGAAUUCUAGAUGGGUUUAUGACUUUUUAGAUCUCGAGGGCCUUGAGGCACUAGCCGAUCUAAUGUCACAAUGUAUGCAUUUUCUACCAGGGUUAGUCAUCCGGUAUGAUGGGUUAUUUCCUUCAGACAGGACACGACAUUCGGCCCACGAAUAUUUUGUGGGAGUAAAUCCUCAGACGAAACUUACCGGGAUCGUUACGAAAUUUCUUGCUAUGCAGAAGUUCCUAACUUCAUCCAUAAUAGUAGCAUAAAGUCAACCCAGUCUUCACCAAGUAAUAAGAAUUAACUCGUUUUCACAAUUCAUGUGGUGAUUUAGACAAUGCAUUUUUACCCAAAUCCAUUGUUCACAGUAGCUGUUCACCAAAAGGUUCUCUACUCACUGCAUCGUUCUUAGACUUUCUCGAGGAUUGCUUACAUCUGUCUCUCCGUUCACUUAAGGCCAUAUUGAAUAAUCAGGUUGGUUCUUCUGCUACUCAUUAUUAUUAGUCUUUUUAGAGAGGGUGUAGAAGAGCUAUGGAGCAUGCACUUGUCAUUAAUCUAGUAACAUUUUGUCUUCUGCAUCCUAAUUAUUCGUAAGUACCAUAAUUAAAUGUCGACUUGUAACUUAGUUUUACAUAUUUUCGCCCCAAUGUAACGUUAUAUCGCGUUAGUGACGUAGGUCAAAGUAUAAAAUAAAAUUCGGCCCACUCUCUUUAACAGUACUAAUAUUUCAGGAAGCUGUAUCCAGUGCGAUUUGGUGUCCGUUUUCUCUCAUAGGUUGAGUAUGUACACUUUUCUGGUUCAAAAUAGCCGAGGUAAACUUAGUGCAGUCAUGCAUAUGUUAGCUCAGAUAUUCUAGGUUCUGGUUGAACGUUAUUGUUGUCAGUGUAGUAGUGUAUUUUGGAUCAUUCAUUUUUACGUGAAGUUCCUUUUUCAUGAUUUGAUCAUUACGAUGACAGAAUAAUGGAACUGCAUUCGCUCUGACUAUGGACUAAGAAAAGUGUCAUCCCUAUUACGCCUCACAUUAGCUCCAGAUGGAUGUUAUCGAUUUAUGAUCAAGUUAUAGUACCUCGAUUGUGUUGUUGAAGCCGACUAGCAUAACUUAAAACAUCAUGUGAAUCCUCCAAUGCUUUUUUCUACUCACUAAGUAAAAAAGUGGAAUAGCGCGGAGAAAAAUCCGUUUAGAAUUUGUAUCGUAAUAAACACUACAAGCGCUGCUUGUCUUAGGGGAUGACUUAGCGUAAAUAACACAUGUCGGGAUCUCUACGGACAAUAUUGACGUAUGAUUUCAUCGAUUGUUUUACUUCUUAUUAACACUACUCCUAACUUUGUUUGGUGCUUAGUGAUCCUCACAUCUAGUAGGUGUGCUGUAAAUGAGGUCUUUAAAACAUGUCAUAUUGCUUCCUACACUGCUAUGCUGUGUUAAAUAAAAAUUUCUCUGGCACUAAUAAAGGUAUGUGAUCGCAAAUCGUAACUGGGUCUCAUUCAUUAAAAUCAAGAUUGUUAUCAUCUUAAUAGUCCAUUUUUCGCUUAAUGGAUGCGAGAUUUCAAGCAUAAUUUAUUCCAUAUAAGUUAGCUUAGACAUGGGUUCUAAAGUAUUUUAAAAGUUGAAGGUGAAGUUCAUUGUAUUCAAAGUAUCAAAGAAACAGUAUUUUGGUAGAUUAUGAUGUUUAUGUAUUCUGGGAAUCACAAGAUUUUUGUGUUGUAUGCAUUUUCCAUUUACACGCUAUCCAGAAUACUGUUUCUGGUGAAUCAGCAAAAUGCUAAAUAUUUAUCGUAGAUUUUUAAUCAAACGCAUUUUAAUUGAUAGUUUGUCGUUUCGAGAUUAUUCAUCUGGAUUGCUGUAAUUAGUCUAUCAUCCUAAGACUAAUCCUCGAAUCUCCCUAAAAUUCAUUUCUGAUAGUUAAUUUACUACGUGAUAAAGUAAAUGAAUUAGUAACCUCUUAUCGAGUCAUUUAUACGCGUUCGCCUAGUCUAAUCAACUCAAUAAAUUGGAACCAGCUGUAACUUUAUUCUUGGAAAUAUUUUUCUGUAGAACAAAAACGCUAGCACUAGAUAUGCUUACUGCAUUGUGUCUGAUUGAAGGUGGUCACGUGAAAGUCUUGCAAUCCUUCGAUAGGUUACGCGUUGUGAUGGGUGAAGGAUUGAGAUUUGAGCUUCUUUUAGCGGCAUUCAGAUACCACGAGUCGCUUGAUGAAGAAAGCUACAAUCUAGAUUUUGCAGUAACAUGCGUGCAAUUUCUCAAUAUUAUUGUUCAUUCACCAGAGAAUAUAAAUUUACGAGUAUAUUUACAAUAUGAACUCCACUUACUUGGAUUUGAUGAUUUGUUAAAACAAAUUCGUGAUCGUUCUGGGUCACGAUUAAAAGUUCAAAUUGAAGCCUAUUUAGAUAAUCGUGUAGAUUGUUCAUUACUACUGGAAGAUGCUGAAGCUAAGGAGGCAGCUGUUCUGGAACAAGAACGUUUGGAAAAGCGAUUGGAAUCAGAAAUGGCUAUAGCUAGAAAAUCUGAAGAGAAUUUUAAGCUCAAAGAAACUGAACUUCUUCGUGUUGCUGAAUCACUACGUAUAAAAAAACGAGAAUUCGAAAUAGCUGCUGCUGAUCGUGAAUCUGGAUUGUACAAACAAAUCAAUGAAUUAUCUCGUAAUAUUCAGUUAGCUCAACGAGAAAUAUCUGAUUUGAAACAAAAUUUACAUCUUGCGCAAACGUGUAUAACGAAGUCAUUCACUACAAUGUCCACUUCAACACAUUUUGAAAAUUCAAAGAGGAAUUCAUCAAUAACAAACAAUAGCAUUGAUCAAAAUUCCUCAUCUGAUCCACCCACAUUAGUAACACGAGCUGUGUCUAUCGAAGAUACUUUUUCUUCUUCGCACCAUUGUAACGGUAAUAAUGGGCAAAAACAUCAUUAUCAUCCUAGUCCUUCUGGUUCCGAAGCCUCAUUAAGCAAUAACACUAGUGACAUCAAUUGCAAUAAACAAGGCUCUUCAAGUGUUUAUACCGAUGCGAAUUCAUCAUUGAUUUAUCGGUCUAAAUUGGAUGUUCAGUAUAAUACUGAAGAGCAACAUCAGGCACCCGUAAAACCCCAAAGAAAAGUAACAGAUCAAAAAGUAAAUAAUCUAUUUAAAUCCUGUGCCCUACAAAAUUUUACUACAUGCAAACAGUUAGCUAACCAAGCAGCUAAUUAUUUAGCCGAACUAGUCAAAUUAGUUUCUAGUUUAUCAGCAGCAGAACUGUUCAGUGCUGAAAAUGAUUCAUCCAAUGAUCGUUUAAUUAUGGUUUAUCCAAUUGGUUGGGAAUUUUCAUAUUCUUCUUCGUGUCCUUCUCCUCUUUCUUCUCACAAUGAUGAUAGUGUGAUCACACAGUUAACAGCAACAUCACUGGAUACUAUAUUCAAUGAUCGAGUAUUCAGGACAUGUUAUUUAGCGAAUAUAUCUAUGAAAGCUGAAGGAAUCUGUACUAACUCGGAAGAUUUCUUUCAUAUUUAUUCUAAUCAACUACCAGAUUUAUGGUUUAAUGCAUAUAAAAAAUUACCACAGAAUUCAUUAAACAAACAACAAACUUUAACAUCAAUUAAUUCAUUGCAUAAGACUGAUGAUUCAGUCGAUACAAGACAUUCAAAGGUUUUUGAUGAUCUUCAUAGAGUCGGACUUUUAGAAACCUCCUCUAAUAAUCAGUCACUGGAAAAUAUUGAAGCAGUCAACAUCGUUUAUAAUGAAUAUGAUAGGGAGAUCAAAUAUAAUUUUUCUAGAUCAAAACUAACUGAAUAUUUAUUACAUUUGAAAUUGAAUCCUAUUAUUACACAACGUUUAUUAAAUGAAAUUCAUUGUUUAGCAGAGAAUCUUAGAAGUAAUAAUAAUAAUAAUAGUUUUAUGAUAAUGAAUUCAUCAACUAUUGAAUUGUUCGAACAACUGGAAAACGUAUUUCAAAAGUAUUUUAGUCAAUUCAAUAUCGACGAGUUAUUCCUUUGUAUUACUGGUACUGAUAAAAAUCAACAACGUUGGCCUUGUCUACUCACUUUACUGCAUGGUAAUCUUAUUAAAUUUACUCUGAUUGAAGAAUUGAAACUUAUUAACGAGAAUAUAUCAUUAGUUAUUGAAUGCUGUACAAGUAUACUAGCCAGUACUAAAUUACCAUUAAUUAUACAAUUAGUUUGGAGAUGUACAAAUGUGUUAUUGAAUGAUCACAAAUCAACUGGUUUUCAAUUGAAAAGUUUAGAUUCUCUGAUAGAUUGGCAGUUCACAUUACCACGAAUAUCUAAUACUAAAAGUCAAAUAGUCCAACACGAUCAACAAUCCUCUACAACAGCAAUUCAAGUUAAUGAGAUGAAAUUUUUGAAAACAGAUUUCAUGUUAAUGUUUGUCAAAUAUAUCAUGAAAAUUUCACCAAAUUUAUUAAACUGGACAUCGGAGUUAAAUCAAUUGGAUGUUGUGUCAAGAAUUUCAAUAUCUGAUUUAUUCAAACGUAUCGAAUAUGUCAAAUCAAAUUUAACAUUUUUAAUUCAUUAUUCUAAAACUACUGAAUUUGCGAAUAGUAAUAAUUAUACUAAUAACAAUCAUAAUGAUAAUAAUAAGGAUAACAAAAUGACAAGCCAAGGUAAUUUGUCAUUAGAAAAUGUUGCAUUGAUUAUUCGUUUACUUGAAUUGUUAACAAAAACAUCAGAAACUGUAAGUUGCAUUUUACAUUCAACUGCUUAUUGGAUCAAGAGAUUUCAACCGACGUCAUUAUCUACAUCACCAAGUUGUAAUAUGAUGUUAUCGGAUGAUUGGUUAAAUCCGCUUGUCAGAUUUGCAUUUUCAUUCAAGAAUUGUGUCAAUGAUCUCGAUAAAAAGUCACCUCAUUCACAAAAUUCCUCAUUAAAUAUACACGAUACUCAAUCUUCUAGUCAUUCACAUCAUCGUCACAGUCAAAAACACUUGAAAGAACAAGAAAAGAUCCCAUCCUCGUCAAAACGUGAAAAUCGUCAUCGUAAGCCACGUACUCGUCAACUGGAUACAGACGGUCUAAUGGAUGAUAUAUUACACAAUCUCACUUUGAAUCCUCUAAGAGCAGAUAUACAUGUGAAACGAUCAGACAAGAUUGAUUAGAUCAAUGCUACUUCUUUCCCCUUCAAUGACACCAUAUAGUUUUCAUGAUAAUAAUACACGAACUAGUGUUGUUUUGUAAGUCUUCCUACAAAUAUACAUUCCUGUGAAUGGAAACCUUUAUCCCUUCGUUUUCCUUUCAUUUAAGGCGUUUCAUCUUACCGUUUAUCUAAUCUGCUUUGUUUUCCUUGAUAUUUGUACAAAUUAUUUUAAUGCUACGUAUUACCACUUAGUUAUAUAUAUGCCUUUAAGCAGAUAGUUAUUUUAUAAAGUACCUUGACUUCUGUGGUGCGUUGUCCUUUUGAACGUAAUUAUUUAAACUUAUGAAAAUUUAUAUCUCAAUUUUUAUUCUUGCAGCAUUUCUUUCGAUUUAUUCGCGAAAACUUCAUCUGUCUGUCCCGAUUGUACUGUUUUAAGCUAUUGAAUGCUCCUCCUGAAUAUGUGUAUACAGGUACUUAUCCCUCUAUAUAUCGAGUGCAUAAUAUCGUAUACAUAUGCCUCAUCAGUGUCAUUAUUGUUUGCUUGUUGAAUACUGUAAACAGAUUAAUUUACUUUUCAUUUUAUCACCUUAACCUUUAUUCCUUUUACAUCAAUAAAUGAAGCAUCUUAUCCUUGUCAGCAGUUAUGUUGCAAAUUUCCUUUUUAUUGUGGUUGGUUAGUUUGCAUUGACAUAGAUAUUUGAGACUAGUUUGAAUUACCAACUUCUUUUGCAACCAGGUUGAUAGAUAAGUUUGAACAAUUAGAAAUGAUUUGGGAUAUUAUUCAGUUUUUGAAUAAAAAUCAGACACUAGACGUAACUACCAGUUAUUUCGUAUAGACGGAGUGAACCUUAGUGAGCGUGGAGUUUUGGUAGAACCACCCAGAACUAGAAGUCAGUAAAAACGCUAGUAUUAUUUUUCACUGGAUUCUACACUAAUUAUUCUUCUCUACAACUAAGCAAUUAUUUGACAUAAAAAUCUUAAGUUUAUCUCCAGUCUUAUCGUUAAGGAUAGAAGGUCACUAAUUAACUUCGGGAAUUCAGCGAGGUACGCAUUAGUCAGUACAUAGUUCAAUCGUGAAAUGUUUGUUGCAACUCCAAUAGUUGAACUUAUUGUUGGUCCUCGGGAGAAAUAUGACACCUUAGCAGCACCA